This is a messenger RNA of Cololabis saira (Pacific saury), 2450 nucleotides long. RefSeq names its product finTRIM family, member 82 (gene ftr82). Lineage: Eukaryota; Metazoa; Chordata; Actinopteri; Beloniformes; Belonidae. Bases 323 to 2050 code for a protein of 575 amino acids. The transcript is spliced from 7 exons. Gene Ontology annotation, molecular function: zinc ion binding; protein binding. The record is from RefSeq and is a predicted model, not a curated record.
CAUUCUCCUUCUCUCACACUCUCCACUCUCGUCUCCUCUCCUCUCUGCCCGUCUUCUCUCCUUCUCUCUUCCUCUUUCUGCCUCUUGAUUCUUGCUCAACCUGCUUAUCUCAACUGGGCAGGGCUCGAUACGCUCACGGCGCAGGGGGGAGGGCCUUGUCUGCUUUCAAUCAAUAACUCCAGGAAUUCAGAAAUACAAGUAGGUCCUGUCCCUGGCAGGCUGUACCACACUCUUGAGGGCGGGAUCACGCACACACACACUCUCUAUCCGCCUCUGGUGUUCUCUCUCUGUUUCCGCAGGUCUGGGAUUUGAAUCCAGCACAAUGGCCGAUCACACGUCUCCCGACUAUUUCAGCUGCUCCCUGUGUCAGAGCCUUCUCAGGGACCCUGUGGCCAUCCCCUGUGGCCACAGCUUCUGUAUGGACUGCAUCAGUGGCUACUGGAAUGAGGCUGACUACACAGGGAUUUACAUUUGUCCCCAGUGUAAGAUCACGUUCACCCAGAGGCCGGUGCUGCGACCCAAUGCCACCCUGAGCAUGGUGGCCGAGAAGAUCAAGAAGAGCGGUCUGAACGUCAACCUGAGCACGUCCCAGGGAAACAUCUACGCCGGGGCGAGUGACGUCCCGUGUGACUUCUGCAGCGGGAAGAAACUGAAGGCAGUGAAGUCCUGUCUGAACUGUCUGGCGUCCUACUGCGAGAAGCACUUGAGGCCACAUUAUGAAUCGGCCACAUUCAAAAGGCACAAGCUGGUGGAUGAACUGGGGAACCUGGACAGGAAGAUCUGCCCGCAGCAUCAGAAAUCCCUGGAGCUCUUCUGCCGGACAGACCAGAUGUGUAUCUGUGCCAUCUGCACAGUGAGUGAACACAAGGGUCACGACAUCGUGUCUGCUGAGGCAGAGAGAAGCGAGAAACAGAAACUCUUGGGAGUCUCCCAAACUGAGAUUAAACAAAAAUGCCAGGAAAGGGUGAAGGAGCUGGAGGAACUCAAGACUGCUGUGGAGUCCCUGAAGAACUCGGCCCAAAGAGCCAUGGUGGACAGCCAGAAGAUGUUUGAGGACAUGAUUCGCUCCAUUGAGAGGAUGAGGUCAGAGGUGACCAAGCUGAUCGGCAUCAACGAGAAGGCUGCCUUCAACCAGGCCGAGACUUUGAUCGAGCGUCUAGAGCAAGAGAUCGAUGAACUAAAGAAAAAGGAGACCGGCCUCAAGCAACUAUACAGCACUGAAGACCACAUCCACUUUUUGCAAAACUUUAACUACCUGUGCACGCCCACCGAUGAUGGUUUUAUUCCCAAAGUGACAGUGAACCCAGACUUCUCCUUCGGGGCAGUCAGGAAAGCUGUGGCUGAGAUCAAAGAACGCCUGGAAGAGUUUGGCAGGGAGGAGCUGCUGAAGAUCUCCAAGACAGUGAACGACGUCCCCAUUUACACCUCAGAGACUCGAACGCUCGACAGAAGGAGCAGAGGCAAAGAAGUGACGGUGGACAGCAGCCCUCCUCCCCCAGAGCCAAAGACCAGACCUGACUUUGUGAAAUAUUUCUGCCAGCUGAAACUGGACCCAAGCACAGCCUACAAGGAGCUGUACAUCUCUGAAAACAACAGAAAGGUCAUCCGCACCAGAGACCUGCAGCCCUACUCAGAGACCUCGGAGAGGUUCGACAGCUUCGCCCAGGUGCUGUGUCGAGAGGGCUUGUCCGGGGGCCGCUUCUACUGGGAGAUCGAGUGGAGCGGGGAGUUCUCCAUCGGCGUGGCCUACAAGAGCAUCAGCCGAAAGGGCAAAGGCUCGCUGUGUCUGCUGGGCUACAACGACAAAUCCUGGAGUCUCCUGUGCUCCGACACGGGUUACUCCGCGUGGCACAACCGAGUGGACAGAGCCAUCCACGCCCCCCACUCCCCCCGGAUAGGCGUGUACCUGGACCACUCUGCAGGCGUGCUGGCCUUCUACAGCAUAGGCAGCAGCAUGACACUCCUGCACAGGUUUCACACCACAUUUGCUGAGCCUCUCUAUCCAGGCUUUGGAGUUGGAACCUCUGUCAAGAUCUGCCACAUAAAGUGAACACAGAUAUAAUUUUUUUUUUUCAUUUUCAUACCAUACAGCAAUGUUUUUGGAGUAUAUAAAUUUUCAAAAAUUCUAUAACCCACCACAAAUAUUUUUUGAAGAAGAAAAAUGUUCUGUUUAUUUUUUUAAACUCUAUACAUCACAUUCUGUAUUAUGUUUUCAAAUCACAUUUUAGUCAUCAUUUUCUAAGAUAUCUUUAUUAUUAGGUAUUAUUAUUGGACUAUAUAAUUACUGUAUAAUCACACAAGCUUAAAAUUAACAAAGAAGCUGAAUACAUCUGCUUGAUAAUGUUACAAUAAAUGUCACUAUCAGAAGGUUGUUUGCAAAUUGUAUUUGUCCAUGAAUAAGAUACACUACAUUUGCCCCAAUACAAUGUAAUUAUAAAGUUAUUUACUUA